Aspergillus mulundensis is the source of this 1698-nucleotide messenger RNA. RefSeq names its product glycoside hydrolase family 18 protein. Bases 1 to 1698 code for a protein of 565 amino acids. Gene Ontology annotation, molecular function: chitinase activity. The transcript is spliced from 4 exons. Gene Ontology annotation, cellular component: extracellular region. The record is from RefSeq and is a predicted model, not a curated record. Lineage: Eukaryota; Fungi; Ascomycota; Eurotiomycetes; Eurotiales; Aspergillaceae. Gene Ontology annotation, biological process: carbohydrate metabolic process.
AUGGUCUUCUUCAAGAGAUUCCUUGGUGCGGUGGCUGGUCUGGUUGCGCUGCAGACUGCAUAUGCCGCGCUUGACCUGAGCUCGAAUUCUACAAUCGUUGUAUAUUGGGGGCAAAACUCAUUUCAAGGGACUGGGGAUUUGGCACAGCAGCGGUUAGGGAAUUACUGCGAAGACUCGAACAUCGAUGUCCUAGUCCUUGCCUUCUUAACGACAAUCAAUGGCCCAGGUGGUGCUCCAGAGAUCAACUUUGCGAACGCAUCAGACAAUUGCACUACAUUCAGCGGGACGAACCUGCUGAACUGCCCUGAGAUUGGCGAGGACAUAGCAAAGUGCCAAGCGGCAGACAAAACAAUCCUCCUCUCCAUCGGCGGCGCGACAUACACCGAAGGCGGAUUCGCUUCUGAAACUGCGGCCAACGCAGGGGCGGACCUCCUCUGGGCGACCUUCGGCCCUGACAAUGGCGAUACCACAGUGCACCGACCCUUCGGCGAAGCAGUCAUCGAUGGCUUCGACUUCGACUUUGAAGCUACCGUCUCAAAUACCGGUGCUUUCGUAACGAGGCUUCGCUCCCUCGCAGACGCAGACACUUCAAAGGAAUACUACCUAACAGCAGCACCACAGUGCCCCUUCCCCGACGCCGCAGACAAGGACAUCCUCAACACCGACAGCUCAGCCGCCAUCGACGCAGUCUUCGUGCAAUUCUACAACAACUAUUGCGGUGUAAAUGCCUACUCCCCCGCUCGCAAAAUACCCAUUAGCGCCAGAACCAAGGCAGAUGCUAAACUUAGGGCACGGGCGAAUGACUUCAACUUCGACGUCUGGGACAACUGGGCCCUCACGGAGAGCAAGAACAAGAAUGUGCGUGUGUUUCUGGGCGUGGCAGCUAAUACGGGCGCCGCGAGCACGGGGUACCUGCCUGUUGCAAGUCUCGAGCCGGUGAUUUCCUACAGCCAGGGGUUCGAGAGCUUUGGAGGUGUGAUGAUGUGGGACGUCUCGCAGGCGUAUGGGAACCCGGGAUUCUUGGACGGGAUCGCGGAGGCACUUGGGAGGGAGGCGACGACGCAUUCCCCGACGGAGCCAGAAUCCCCGCAGCAGCCCCAGCAGCAGGAUGACGCUGCGUCUUCAGCACAGCAGAGUCAGAGCGAGUCUGCAACCGCAACUGCGAGCAACCCAUCACAGCAGCCCCAGCAGCAGAAUGACGCUGCGACCUCAACACAGCAGGGUCAGAGCGAGUCUGCAACUGUGACUGCAAGCACCCCGCCGCAGCAGCCACCGCAGCAGGAUGACGCUACGUCUUCAGCACAGCAGGGUCAGAACGAGUCUGCAACUCCAACUGCAAGCACCUCAGCACAGCAAGAUCAGAACGAGUCUGCAACUGCAACUGCAAGCACCUCAGCACAGCAAGAUCAGAACGAAUCUGCAACUUCAACUGCAAGCACCUCGGCACAGCAAGAUCAGGAUGAGUCUGCAACUUCAACUGCAGGCACCUCAGCACAGCAGGGUCAGAACGAGUCUGCAACUGCAACUGCAAGCACUGCACCGCAGCAGCAGCAACCACAAGAAACCCCGGCCGCUCCGCAAGAAAGCGCGGGAGAGCAGCAGCAGAACCAAGAUGUGGGCGACGAUCAGGAUCGGCCCUCGAACCUUCUUCCUUCGCUUCUGGGGCCAGUCGCCGAUCUGGGCUGGAUUCAGAUCUGA